Molecule: messenger RNA, 8520 nt
Organism: Colletes gigas
Lineage: Eukaryota; Metazoa; Arthropoda; Insecta; Hymenoptera; Colletidae
Product: serine/arginine repetitive matrix protein 2-like
Exons: 9
Coding region: 81-7484 (2467 amino acids)
Source: RefSeq, a predicted model, not a curated record
GCAAGAGGCGAUAUCCUCUCUCCGAAAGGUCACGAAGUAGCAUGAUUCGUUGAUGCAAGCAGACGCGCCGAGAGCCAACGAUGAAACGCAAGGAAGCGACGACAAAACGAAAGAUGCAAAUCAAAAACGGAUCCGUCCGAUCGAAGGAACUGGAAGCCCACGGAGUCUCUAUGGAUAUGGAAACGUCCUGGGCAGCUCAAGAGCUGACGUCCACGUACUCCAAUCUGAACGACACGGCCCGAUUCCAGCAGAAGCAGCUUCAGGAGAAGGAACAGAAGCUGCUGCAGCUGUACGACCAGCAACAGCAGAGGGCUUAUCAGGUGGUGCAACGAGGCAGCGCCGGUUCCAAUAACUCGAAUCAUGGUUCCUCUGUCAGUCAUACCGUCACAAGGACUUCGACCAGCAGCCACUCAACCUCGACCUCGCAAGGUGGUAAGGUGAGGCAGAUGUUCGACGAAAGACGCCAGACGACCGUAAAGGGCAUCGACAGGAGCUACCCGCUGGAACCGCUGGAGAACAAACCACGGAAACAAACGAACGGAAACGCGGUGCAGAAGAACGGAAAUUUGACGGUGAACCGACACUCCGUGACUGUGAAGCGUGUGGCGCGGGCUGACGUGAACAGUAAUUUGAAUGGCGGCAAACCGGUCGUCUCGUAUCACGAGGAAAUCACUCGUGAAUCGUUUGGACCUUCUGGACAGCAACACCCGGACGACGACGAGUUCGGGAACGAGAACCAUGUGGCGCAAUAUGCAAAUGGGAACCACCGAGACGAGACACACAUCGAGGAGGUUCUGAAUGAUGACACGAUAGAGAGGAAUCGCAUGAUGGCGAAACUUCACUUGAUGCAGUACGACGAAACGCUGAAACACCGCGUUAAAAACGAUCUCGAAAGCGAGGAAUUCCCGGAGGACUUUAUGGUGGAUGUUCCCGACAAGCUUCCGAAACAAAGUGUUACCAAGAAGCUGUCUCAAGCGGAAGCUAGGUUGGAGCGUUUCAGGAACGCGAACGCGAAACGAAAUAACAGCAUCGCGAAAAAUACAAACACGAUCGGCGCCCCGAAGAAACGGUUCGACCCGAUAUAUCCGGUAAAGUCUACUCCCAGCAACAGAGGCAACGACGGUAGGACGAGGAUUGGUGAGAACAGAAGAAGGAAAGGAUUCGCGAUCGAGAACGUGGAAGAGACCGUGUCGUCGUCGGAGUCUGAGAAAACUCGAAUGAGCGAGAGUCCAAAAUUCUUUUGCAGAGAGUCUGAAAAAUCUGCCACUACUUACGCGAUAGAUUCGAGAGCUGUUGGGAAAUCUUCGAAGGAUGUUAAACGUAACGUGGUGAAAAUAGGACCAAAGAGAAACGAAGAUUGGUUUUCAGAACCCAAUGAAAACGAGACAGAGAGAUCUGUGAUUGUUGGUAUCGAUACAGUUGACAGGGAUAUUAAAUCUCCUGGGCCUGGAAGAAUCAGCGGAAGUUCUUCUCCGGAUAGUUUGAAACACGACACAAUGAGUUGCAAGAAUAUUGAAAGCAAAAGUCGCUUGAAAUCGGUCAGUGUUUUCGAACGAUUAACGAGGGACCGUGGUGCUAGUCCUCGAUACGAAUCUGGAACUGUGAAUUUAAAAAGCGCGUUUAAAUCUCCGGAUCCUCCUGAGAAGAUUGUAAGAAAACGCAGCAACAGUCCGAUAGUUCUUCGAAAACACGAUCGUCGAAGUGUUCGUACUGCUGCACCAAAAUCGCCAGUUUUCAGAAAGUCCAGUCCUCGGUUCUUUUCCAGUGACGCGGAUAGAUCAGCCACCAUUAUGCUGGUGACGCCAGAAACGAUAACAAAAAUGAAGACAAGAUCGCCAACGCCUGCAAGCAAAGAUGGUCAAAGAUCCUUUGGCAAUAGGUCUGACUUGGCAGUCAAGGAUAGAAUUACUUGGCCAAGUAGAAGAUCGUCCAAGGAGAACAUCGACGAAAGCUCUAGAUUUAAUAUACGAAGUUCGGUAUCGCGAUUCUUCGCUGAACAAUGUGAAAAAGCUUCGAGAAAUAUCGAUGCAGAAAACAGUAUUCGAUCGUUGCAAACUGAUAGAUGCUCCGACAUGUCACGUAGUUCUUCGCCAGUGUCGUUAAAAGACGUAAACAUUGUUACUCCAGGAAACAGAAAUUUAUCAUUUUUAAACAUUGAAAAUGGAAAACCUACCAGGACGAUGAAAGUAGGUGAGAAGCCUGGGACAACUGUUAGUUUCAAACCGAGGUCUUCUAUAGAUAAAAGUGAUUUACGUCCUAAAAGUCCUCGAUCAGGAUCGAGAAGCAAGAGUCCAGAAUUCUUUUGUUACGAGACAGAGAAAUCUGGAACGACUGUUAGUCUCAAACCAAAGUCGACGAUGAGUUCAAUGGACGAACGUUCUAAAAGUCCUCGAUCAAGACCAAGCAGCUCUACAGAUGUUCAUCUUAAAGGUAGAUCAUCAAAGAGUAGUCCUGACACGUUCAGUAUACCUAAAGAUGUAGAAGUAACUGGUAGUAUCAGUAGGAAGAACAGUCGCGAGUCGUCACCAAGGUUACAGAAGAUCGUAGACAUCAGAAGCAAGAGUCCAGAAUUCUUUUGUUAUGAAACAGAGAAGUCUGGAACAACUGUUAGUCUCAAGCCAGGAUCCUCUAUAGACAUAACUGAGGAACGUUCUAAAAGUCCUCGAUCGAGACCAAGUAGCUCUUCAAGUGUUCCUCCUAAAGGUAGAUCAUUAAAGAGCUCUGAUAUGUUGAGUAUCCCCAAAGAUGUAGAAGUAACUGGAAGUAUGAGUAGGAGGAACAGUCGUGAAUUGGAUUCCAGAAGCAGAUCACCAGAAUUCUUUUGUUACGAGACAGAAAAGUCUGGUACAACUGUUAGUCUCAAGCCAAGAUCCUCUAUAGACAAAACUGACGAACGUUCUAAGAAUUCUGGAUCAAGACCAAGUAGCUCUACAAGUGUUCAUUCUAGAGGCAGAUCAUCAAAGAACCCUGACAUCUUCAUUACUCCUAAAGAUGUAGAAGUAACUAAAAGUAUGAGUAGAAAGGACAGUCGUGAGUCGUCACCGAGAUUACAAAAGAUCGUAGACAUCAGAAGAAAGAGUCCAGAAUUCUUUUGUUACGAGACAGAAAAGUCUGGAACAACUGUUAGUCUCAAACCAAGAUCCUCUAUAGACAAAACUGAUGAACGUUCUAAAAGUCCUCGAUCGAGACCAAGUAGCUCUCCAAGUGUUCCUCCUAAAGGUAGAUCAUCAAAGAGCCCUGACAUCUUCAGUAUCCCUAAAGAUAUCAAAGUAACUGGAAGUAUGAGCAGGAGAAACAGUGAUGAAUCAUCACCAAAAUUACACAAAAUCGUAGACAUCAGAAGCAAGAGUCCAGAAUUCUUUUGUUACGAGUCAGAAAAGUCUGGAACAACUGUUAGUCUCAAACCAAGAUCCUCUAUAGACAAAACUGAUGAACGUUCUAAAAGUCCUCGAUCAAGACCAAGUAGCUCUCCAAGUGUUCCUCCUAAAGGUAGAUCAUCAAAGAGCCCUGACAUGUUCAGUAUUCCCAAAGAUAUUAAAGUAACUGGAACUAUGAGUAGGAGGAACAGUCGUGAAUUGGAUUCCAGAAGCAGAUCACCAGAAUUCUUCUGUUACGAAACAGAAAAGUCUGGCACGACUAUAAGCUUCAAACCAAAAUCCACGAUGAAUUCAAUGGAUGAACGUACUAAAAGUCCUCGAUCAAGACCAAGUAGCUCUCCAAGUGUUCCUUCUAAAGGUAGAUCAUCAAAGAGCCCUGAAAUCUUCAGUAUCCCUAAAGAUAUCAAAGUAACUGGAAGUAUGAGUAGGAGAAACAGUGGUGAAUCUUCACCAAAAUUACACAAAAUCGUAGACAUCAGAAGCAAGAGUCCAGAAUUCUUUUGUUACGAGACAGAGAAGUCUGGAACAACUGUUAGUCUCAAACCAAGAUCCUCUAUAGACAAAACUGAACGUUCUAAAAGUCCUCGAUCAAGACCAAGUAGCUCUCCAAGUUUUCAUCCUAAAGGUAGAUCAUCAAAGAGCCCUGACAUGCUCAGUAUCCCAAAAGAUAUCAAAGUAACUGGAACUAUGAGUAGGAGGAACAGCAGUGAAUUAGAUGCCAGAAGCAAAUCACCAGAAUUUUUUUGCUACGAGACAGUAAAGUCUGGCACAACUAUGAGCUUCAAACCAAAAUCCACGAUGAAUUCAAUGGAUGAACGUUCUAAAAGUCCUCGAUCAAGACCAAGUAGCUCUCCAAGUGUUCAUCCCAAAGGUAGAUCAUCAAAGAUCCCUGACAUCUUCAGUAUCCCUAAAGAUAUCAAAGUAACUGGAAGUAUGAGUAGGAGAAACAGUGAUGAAUCAUCACCAAAGUUACACAAAAUCGUAGACAUCAGAAGCAAGAGUCCAGAAUUCUUUUGUUACGAGACAGAGAAGUCUGGUACAACUGUUACUCUCAAACCAAGAUCCUCUAUAGACAAAACUGAACGUUCUAAAAGUCCUCGAUCAAGACCAACUAGCUCUCCAAGUGUUCCUUCUAAAGCUAGAUCAUCAAAGAGCCCUGACAUGCUCAAUAUUCCCAAAGAUAUCAAAGUAACUGGAACUAUGAGUAGGAGGAACAGUAGUGAAUUGGAUGCCAGAAGCAAAUCACCAGAAUCUUUUUGCUACGAGACAGAAAAGUCCGCCACAACCAUAAGCUUCAAACCAAAAUCCACGAAAGAUUCGAUGUACAAACGUUUCAAUAGUCCUCGACCAGGCUCCACGGGUGUUCAGUCUGGUAGAUCGUCAAAGAGCCCUGACGUAUUCUCUGCGCCCAAAGACACCAAAGUAGCCUCUCGAAGAGGAUCUGGCAAUGUCCUACGGUCGACCAAACUCAUUCGUGACAUUAUAAAACACCAAAAACAUAAGGAUCACGGUGAUCGUACUUUGGGAAAAGAUACAAAAACUUCGCGUAGAUCUUCCGUUGCGUUCGAAGACACGACAGAAGGAAGACACCAUGCAAUGGAGGUCGAAACUGUUGAACUCGGGGCGAAUAGAAACCUAGAAUACGAAACUCUCGCUCCGGAAUCGAGUCCUAAGAGCUCGCUUUCCGUGGAGGUGGACGCGGAGAUUCAAGAAAUCACGAUGCCCGAUCAAUACGUGGAACGAGGGAAACUUCAACAGGAGCAGCUUCGAACUUAUUCGAGAUCCUCCGAUAAAACAACGCAAAAUUUCGCGGAGACAAAGGCUGAGAACGCGUCCACGUAUUCCGUGCGUAAACCGGGCAAAAAGAGAGGAUCCCUUUUCGAGUCGAAUAUCUUCGAGCCGUCGAAGAAGCAUCAGCAGACAACCGAGCAUCGAAGAGUCUCCAAAUCGAGCACGACUGUCAAUUCGAAGCGUCUGGAACAAAAUACAACAAGGAACGAACGCUCCAGUCCUUCUCCCACGAGCGAAUCUGGAUUUCGUGGCAGGAAACGUCAAGAGAAAACGUCCCAAAAGCGAGCUCAAGCUUUAGGGUCCAUAGAACUGGUUCGAAGGAUCAUGAGAGAAACGCACUCGGAGCAGGAGGACGCAAGAAAUAUCGUGGGUGAGUUUAUCAAAUACGAUGGAGACUCCGACAGGAAUUAUGAGAGAACGGAUUCCGUGGAGUCGGCACUCAGACGUUUCGAUUCUAUUGGCAAAGAACUUGGCGCAGCGUCCGCUCAAAGUACGCUGGAACGAGGGAAAGAAUCGGUAGCGGAGAAAAGACAAACGCUGGACGAAUCGAGCGGGAUUGAAGGCUCAGCGGGUGGCUCGAGGACGAUUUCUCUGAAAGCACUCGAUCGUACGAAUGUAAAUUUUCCGCGGAGCCCGGAGACGUCGAGGACGUCUUUAAAGAGGAUUCCAAUGACGAUCGAGACCCAAGAAGGAGGACAGAAGAAGCUUGCGAGGGCCAGGGACUCGAUAGAGAUCGCUGAAAUCGUCGUAAGAUCGAAAUCGCCCGCGUGCAGACGAAGGCUCUUCCGGGGCGAGGAUUUGGGGGAGGGAACCGGAAACGGAAGCUCGAGGUCGACGAAAACUGCGGAACGUGUUUCGAAGCCCGGUAAACGCGACGCGAUUGAUUCCGUGAAAGUAACCUCGAAAUUCGUGAAAACCGCCGCGGGCGACGGAACGUCGAUGAAAAAGUCGGACGAAAGAAAAGAGGAGGCAUCAACGGGUGAAUUCACGUCCGUGAAACAGCUGAGAUCGAUCGAGGAUAUUCGGAAAUCUAUCGAGAACGAGAGUCCAGGUCGCAAAGCGCGGGAAUCGUGGUCUAGGUCAGCCAUUGCGAACGACGUUUCAAAAUGGUCGAGCGCGGGCGAAACGCGUCGGGAAAAUGGCGUACGCGUUGGAAACAGAAAGGAAGCAUCCUUGCCAAAACGAUCAGAGAAUCUUAGCGCGGGCAAUUGUUUAAGGGACUGGGAUCGUUCUUUCUCCAGGGUUGCGAAAAGUCCGAGUCCAGAUUCGAGCAGAGCGACGGAAACGCCGGGCAACCGUACAAGAAGAAAUGUUCCACCAUCGCCGUCGAAAAGCCCGGACACGGUGUCGAGGCGUCCCUCCACCGACUCGAAAGCUCAAGAUACAAAAUCGACGAAACGACCAGCGCCUAUGAAAGGCACAGAGCCAAUUGGAAACAGGAAGACGACGACGACGACUACGAGAAAAUCGACGGAUGUCGUCGAUGGCCCUGUUCUCGAGAAUGGUCUGCAUUUACGAGACCAAACUGCCGAAACGAAAUACGAUAACGACUCGCCGACGACGAAGAAGAGCAACGCUUUUGUCAUCGACUUCGACGAGCAACCGCCGAAGGAAAACGAUGGGUCACUUCCGAGGAAACCGCGGUUAAGAAAACAAUCUAUGGAAAAGCAAACACCUUCCACGCAAUCUGGUCGGCCACCUUCGUCAGUUUCGUCCACCUCUAGCGGUAGCACCAUGCAGAGCCACGUUUCCAGUCCCAAAAGUAGAAUGGCGUCGAAAGUGCACGCGCCAGCUUCCGCUACAACGGCGUCGAAAAGAUCAGCUUCCACCAGAGGCGGAGGAAACAUGUGUGCCACUGACCUUUUGGUCCCCUGUAAAAUAUGUGGACGCCGUUUUGCUCAGGACCGCGUGACCCUUCACGAGCAAAUUUGCGCGAAAACGGGCCAGAAGAAGAGGAAACAAUUCGACACGGUGAUGUUCCGAGUAAAAGGUACCGAGCUAGAGAAAUUCGUGAGAAAAGGGCACUGUAAAAAGCAGCCCGAGAAACCACCGGAGGUGAAGUCGAACUGGAGACGCAAGCACGAGGAUUUUAUUAACGCCAUACGCUCGGCCAAGCAGGUGCAGGCACACCUGGCUGCGGGGGGCAAGCUAAGCGAUCUGCCGCCCCCGCCUGCCAGCGACACCAGCGAUUACAUUCAGUGUCCACAUUGCGGAAGGAAAUUCAACAAGGCCGCCGCCGAGCGUCACAUUCCCAAAUGCGAGCACAUGUUGCACAAUAAACCGGUACACUCGCGAGCACCGAAACCCAAACGCUAAUUAUCUCCGGGCGAACGAUAAAACUUCAUUAUGUAUGCAUGUACAUCGAUCGAGAACAGGAUAGAUCGAACUGUUUUUGCAUGAUAAAAAGAAACAAGUUUUUUAACGAAAUCAAUCUCUUCGCGUAAAUUGCCACGGAACCGUCAGACACUAUCUCAAUUCCCACCAUUUUUGGCCUUGACGUUCGUAUCCUGUCCACGAUCGAUCCGCCAUUUUAUACGAAUGUAAUUUCUGCCUUACGGACUUCUUAUACAAUUUUUUACGAGAUUUUCUAUACUCGACCCUCUAUUUACAUAACCGAAUGGACUUCAUGGAUUCCCAAUACUCGUAGAAACGCGUAGUAAACUAAUAAAAAACGUGAUAUGCGAUCAUUUGGUAGCUGCAGCUUUCGCUCGAGCCAUACGAGUAUGCGUGCGUGUACAUGGAGUAAAUGUAUUUUGCGAUCACCUUACCAAUAAAAUACGAAUUUUGUCUACACACUGUACAUACUGUACGUAAGGAAACGAAUUUUAAUAAAUUGAUACGUAAUUUGUUCUACUUAGCAUAGAGACGAGAGGACCCACGGAUCUUCUUUUCGUCCAGAAUAAAUUUAAUAACUAGAACUUAACUUUUUUUGUUACAGUAAUACUAGAGUUUACGAAUUGCAAAGAAGAGGAGAUUAAAGUUUGUAAAAUUCGAGGGCGUUCCAAUUCGACGAUGGUCUCCAAGAAAUGUUGACAAUUUGGAAUGCUAAACUUAUACGUAUUUAUAUUCUUUUAUACUGUAGCGUUAGGAAAUGUUACGAGUAUUUGUAACUUUAUAAUCAAUCCUCCCAAAACGUAUAGCUUUCUCAUAAUAAUCGUACGUGAUUAGUGAAAAUCGCUUGGAAUACAAGGAUUAAUCAUACGAAAUACAGCUUGAUUAAUACUACAAGUAUUGUGAUUUAUUUUAUAAGUUUUCGUCGAUAUAGACCGUCUUAUAAAAACGAACGUGGAUUUUUAUAAUGAUUAGGAACGUUAACGUACGAGAAUGUUAUAACAUUAUUGUUAUAAUCAAA